Messenger RNA from Macrobrachium nipponense, 1788 nucleotides. Its product is annotated as bestrophin-3-like. The coding region runs from base 139 to 1182 and encodes 347 amino acids. The record is from RefSeq and is a predicted model, not a curated record. Lineage: Eukaryota; Metazoa; Arthropoda; Malacostraca; Decapoda; Palaemonidae. Gene Ontology annotation, molecular function: chloride channel activity. The transcript has 8 exons.
GCAACAUCGAUAAGCACUACUUCUAUUCACUUUGCGCGCUGGACUAGCAAGGUCGACUACAAUCGACCACCUCGAGACCGGGGUAUACGACAACGUUUCCGUCAAUCCGAAAUAUUUUUUUGUUUUUAAAUAGCAAGCAUGACUGUGCCUUAUUCUAGGGCUAUGGCAACCCAGGGCGGUUUCCUGUGGCUGUUCUGGAUACUUUUGCCAAGAUGGCGGGGAAGUAUAUACAGGCAAGUCUGGAAGGAAAUGGUUCUCUUCGUUAUCCUCUACUACACAAUAAGUGCUACUUAUUGGUUUGCUCUCAGUGAUAAAUACAAAAUAAUAUUUGAGAAAGUGGUGAUUUACUGUUCGAAAAUGAGCGGUUCACUCCCAGUUACGUCCCUGUUAGGAUUCUUCGUGACCAGCGUCUUCACCAGAUGGUGGGAAAUGUUCCGAAAUAUCCCGUGGCCUGAUCAAACAGCAAUACUUACCACAUCUUUUAUCCGAGGACAGGACAGGGAAUCCAAGAAAAUUCGAGAGACAGUGAUUCGAAAUGUGAAUGUUGUGAUUGCCAUGACCUUCAAGAAACUUUCACCCUCAGUGAGGAAGAAGUACCCUACUCUACGGAGCUUAACUAGUGAAGGCUACCUCACGGCGGAAGAGACACUGAUCAUAGAAAACCUCAGGAGCAGAACCUCGGUAGACAUGACAUACGUCCCAAUAGUGUGGGCUUGUAAGACUGUUGACAAGGCACAAAAUGAUGAAUAUAUAUCUUCCACUCACAACAAGAUAGACCUCAUGACUGAAAUUCUUGACAUCCAGAGUAAAUGCAUGGAAUUAUCUCACUGGACGAUGCGCGCUGUACCUCUGGCCUACUGCCAGGUCGUGGCCAUUGUGGUGUACUUUUUCUACCUCUCGUCUGUGGUUGGUGGACAGAGCUUAGAACCCGAGAGGCAUCUCAAAGGUCACACAAAUGUUUACUUCCCCAUAUUCACUCUCCUUCAACUCUUCUUCUACAUCGGGUGGCUGAAGGUGGGUGAGAGCUUCACCAAUCCAUUUGGAGAUGAUGAUGAUGACUUUGAAUUCCUCAAACUCUUGGAGCGACAUAGACAGAUGUCGGUAAUGCUCUCUGAACAAAAACCAGGGGACCUCCCGAAGGCAAUUUCGAUCCUUGACCUCCAUGUGGCAGCUGAGUCGUAAGGAAUGUAUGGGAUCCUGCCUAUUAUGUGUUGUUAACGUUGUGUCUUAAAUGUUUUCCACUUGCUAAAUAUCGUAUCAAGUAAUCAAAGAGGAAUAUAAUUUUGUUCUGAGCAAAUUCAUCCUGGACUGGGAAACAGUUGAUUAAGUUGCAUUGUUUUCUUCAUAGGAAAGAUCAUAAAACUGAUGGUUGAUGCUAAACAAAAUAAAUUCUAUAAACCGCAAUAAGAACUUUCAUAAUGUACAAGUUUUACUUAAAAGUCUUCAUAAAAAUAAAGGGAUGUCACGAAUCGUUUGAUGACAGCGAUCGCAUUUCCACAUCCAACAAGGGUUCACGAAUCGUUUGAUGACAGCGAUCGCAUUUCCACAUCCAACAAGAGUAUGUAAAAUUGUCGUUGUGGAAAUAGAAUUCCAUUUUCUCGACGACUUUUGAAUAAAAAUGAAACCAAGAGACGCUUUGAAACUCAACGUUGUUUGUCUCUUUUUCCAUGAGGCUGAGCAUAGCCAUCCUUUAAAUAAUAUUGUUUUUUUUUACCUUUAAAUAAUAUUGUUUUUUUUUUUGUACUCUAUUUUUUUAGCUGGUGCUGUUUAUAUUUUAUCCUCGAUUCA